Liolophura sinensis is the source of this 467-nucleotide messenger RNA. RefSeq names its product histone H2B, gonadal. The record is from RefSeq and is a predicted model, not a curated record. NCBI's taxonomy places the organism in Eukaryota, Metazoa, Mollusca, Polyplacophora, Chitonida, Chitonidae. Gene Ontology annotation, molecular function: structural constituent of chromatin; protein heterodimerization activity; DNA binding. The coding region runs from base 45 to 419 and encodes 124 amino acids. The transcript has a single exon. Gene Ontology annotation, cellular component: nucleosome.
UCACUCUACAGCGCUAUCUCUGACUGAGCAGCAGCCGUACCGCCAUGGCACCCAAAACACCAACCGGCUCCAAAGGAGCAAAGAAGGCUAUCAAGAAGUCUGCCCCCAAGUCCGGGGACAAGAAGAAGCGUAGGAGGAGGAAGGAAAGCUACGGCAUCUACAUCUACAAAGUCAUGAAGCAGGUCCACCCUGACACCGGCAUCUCGUCCAAGGCCAUGUCUAUCAUGAACAGCUUUGUCAACGACAUCUUCGAGCGUAUUGCCGCCGAGGCCUCUCGCCUGGCUCACUACAACAAACGCUCCACCAUCACGAGUCGGGAAAUCCAGACCGCUGUCCGUCUUCUCCUGCCCGGUGAGCUGGCCAAGCACGCCGUCAGCGAAGGUACCAAGGCUGUCACCAAGUACACCAGCAGCAAGUAAACUCCUCGUCGCUUGAAAACUCCCAACGGCCCUUUUCAGGGCCAACCA